Molecule: messenger RNA, 10939 nt
Organism: Bemisia tabaci
Lineage: Eukaryota; Metazoa; Arthropoda; Insecta; Hemiptera; Aleyrodidae
Gene: alpha-Catr
Product: alpha-catenin related
Biological process (GO): cell adhesion; Rho protein signal transduction
Molecular function (GO): actin filament binding; cadherin binding
Source: RefSeq, a predicted model, not a curated record
AUUACGAACAGCUGUGCGUAGAACUGGGGAGAUGAGGGAGAUGAAGUGUGAAGUGUCAAAAUAACCACGACAAAAUUAUCACAGAAUUCUGUAAUCAGCAACAAUCAAAAUGGCUGAGUAUAACGAAUUGUUAGACGACAAUAGUAUUGAAAUUAAAACUCAAAGUAUUGAAAGAACUUUACUUCCUUUGGUGAAACAAAUUUCAACACUAAUCAAUCAUCGAGAGCGCGGCUAUUGCUCUGAACGAUCAAUUCGAGCAGUAGCGCGAGUAGGACAAGCUGUGAAUUUAGCUGUUGAAAGAUUUGUGACUGUAGGAGAAACUAUCGCAGAUGAUAAUCCGGAGAUCAAGACUGAUAUGUACCAAGCCUGCAAAGAAGCAAGAGCUGCAGGUUCAACGAUUGAAAAAUUGUGUGAGGCAUCAAUUGAUGACUCAGUAGCAGACCGAGGAGCUGUUGUUCGAGCAGCCCGUUGUCUCCUUAGUGCUGUCACCAGAGUGCUCUUAUUAGCUGAUAUUGUUGUUGUCAAACAACUUCUAUUAGCCAAAGAUAAGGUUCAACACAGUCUAGGCAGGCUGGAAAACGUAACAAAUUUCACUGAAUUUGUGAAAGCUUUCAGUCAGUUUGGAAACGAAAUGGUGGAAUUAGCACAUGUCACUGGAGAUCGACAAAAUGACAUGAAAGAUGAACGAAGGAGGGCCCAGAUGGCAGCUGCUCGCCAAGUCUUAGAAAGAUCAACGCUUUUAUUAUUAACAUCAUCUAAGACUUAUUUACGGCAUCCGGAUAGUGAUUCGUCUCGACAGAACAGAGACACCGUGUUCUGCCAGAUGCGGAGAGCUAUGGAUUUAAUACACUACGUGGUAAAAGAUGGUAUCUGGGAAGGUGGAGGGUCUUUUACAGAUCAAGAAAAUGAAGGACAGACAUUAGCUGCAACGUUGCGACAUUUAGAUACCCUAAUAGAGAUGACAAGUCUUACUCUAGCCUUAGGAGAAAAAGAAAGUCUCAAUCAUGCGCUUGAUACAAUAGUCGAACGCACUCAAGACUUCACGGACAGUGCGUACACAUCCCAUAAUCAUCGUGAGAAUAUCAUUGUUCUUUGUGAACGAGUGAAAACACAACUGGAACAACUAAUACGUGUGGGGCUUGUCUAUGAAAAUGGUGAAGACCUUGCGUCCAAUCAUGAAUUAAACAUAGCCAUUGCAAAUUGCUUGGACGCUACAAGAGAAUUAAGGCAAGAACUGUGGGAAACGGCAGAAGAACAAACAAGUGAACUAGCAAGUGUUAUUAAGUUAGGUAACGAACUAGUGGCCCUAAUCAGAAAUACAGCCACAGCAGCUGACCAGCCACGACUUGAAGAGUACGCUGAGAAAUUUCAAGAAACAGUAGAACAUAUCCUAGAGACCUGUAAGAUUAUGCAACAUAUGGCGGUGACAGAAUCUUUGCAAGUUUCAUCGCGACAUGUUGAAAUCAAUCUCAGGAUUUAUGCUCCACAAGUUGUUACGGCGGCGCUAACUCUUGCUCAACAUCCUACCUCAAAAAUUGCAAAGGAAAAUCUAGAAGUUUUUACAAAUAUGUGGCAAUCAUUAACAACGGACAUAUCUAGUAUAUGUAGUGAAAUAAUGGAAAAACAGAAAAUUCCAGAAAAGCACACUUACAUGUCUCUACCACGACCAGGAAAACAUGGUACAACUAACAAACCUCUCAAAGCAGUAAGAUUGGACUUAGAAGAACAAGAAAAAAUAGCCAAAACCGGACUAGAAAUGAAAUUAGCAACGAAUGAAAUGGAAGCUGAAACCGAGCGAUGGCAGGAUUGCGAAGAAAACAACGACAUUGUCAAACGAGCGAAGAAUAUGAGUAGCAUGGCGUUCAGCAUGUAUCAGUUUACUCAAGGCAAAGGCACGCUCAGAACUACUCAGGACCUUUUUACACAAGCUGAAUACUUCGCUGAAGAGGCAAACAGACUUUACAAAGUUGUUAGACAAUUUUCCUAUCAGGUUCCUAUUGGAUCUCACAAAAAAGAGCUUCUAGAACAACUAGACAAAGUGCCUACAUAUGUUCAACAGCUACAAUUCUCAGUUAAAAAUCCUACCGUUGGCAAAGCGGCCACUUUCAACAAAGUCGAUAGUGUCAUCAUUGAGACCAAGAAUCUCAUGACCACCAUCUCUAAAGUCGUCACAACGUGCUUCGCAUGCGCACAAAAGUAUAACCUAGAUUUUAGUGGCCUGUCUGCUCGGGGAGGCUCUGAGCGAGGGUACAGAGACGGAGAAGAAGGUAGUGGUUCAGGCACGGGUGGAGACUCCGGCAAGAUGGGCUCUGGUUCAGGAUCGGAAGGGAGCAUGUGACAGUAUGGGAUGGCCCGGAGGGGCAGAGGAGACGGUCGGCGAACGCGUGUCUCUUUUCUUCUCUUCUGAGCCAUCCAGGUGCGCAGUUAUUUUUUUCAAUAUUUCAAAGUUUGUUCUAAGUUACAUAAACUUGUUAUUUUGUACUGUCUACCCUCAGCUGCUCAAGUGAAAUUUUUAUCUGUCAGGGUUCUUGCAGCCUCAAAUCGAGGGCUUCCAACGUCUCAAGAACCCUUGAGGGACUUGGCGAGAUUCUUGCAAAAAUAACGCUUUGGACGAAUUAAAUUAUAUUCACUAAAUCUAUGCCACACAGCAAUGAAGUAGGGGUGUUAUUUUAAGGUAGAAUUCUUUGCUCCUUUUUGUUGGUACGAUACUGUACUUCUUUCAUUCUAUUCGCUUAUUCUUAAAGAAAUAAGCAUCAGCUCAAUUGUACAAAAGUUUUAAAACUUUUCAAACUAUUUGUGUGAGCUUCAUUGUUGAAUUACGUUUUAUAUUUCUACCCAAUUAUAAUGGGCUGCAAGAACCCUAUCUGUCAAGCUGGCAGUCGGAUGACAACAACGGCUGGUGGCAAUUUGCCGUUGCUCAUGCAAGAAAUCAGAAUUUUCUGAAUCUUAUAAAGUGAUAAAGCUUUUUCUUGAAAGCUCUUCCAGAAUCAUUAAACAAAUCAAUUGCGGCACAAUGUAACGCUUUUCUCUUUUUAUCUCUCAAUUCUGAGGAGCCCCUCAAAUUGAUGGGUUUUUUUUUUUUAAAAAAAAAAAUCUUCUCAUUUGUGUAUUGUAUUAUUACCAUAAAAAUGAGGUAAGUAACUAUUCGAAUUUCAAAUAUAUUAAUCAAAAGAUGACUCAAAAAAUGUGGGUUGGCAAGUGAUCAGUGUGACCUGCGGCCAAGCUGCUUCUAAGAUUCUGUAGCCGGUCUUGGAUAUAAUGAGGGCUUAAAAUUGCCGGAUAGUUCGAUAAAAUGCAGAUAUUUUACAUGGAUUUAAAUAGGGAUAAGUGCCGAUUUUUUCAGCACUGUCUGGCAACUGUGGACUUGUAAAUCAUGUCUUCAUCAUUCCUGUAAUCUGAUGAUGAUGACUGGAGUCUCUCAUUUUUACAUAAUUCUCACAAAAAUUUGUUAAGUAACGUAUUUUCUUGUGUACCGUGUGUUCAUAUUUAACGAUGAUGAUUCUGCAGAAAUUCUGUUAACAUCUAGAAAAACUCUUUUAAAUUCCAAGCAACUGAUCUAAGUUGUUACGACCUUGUGUAUGAGGUAGUUAAUUCGAGGUUGCUUGUUGCCAAGAAAAUAUGUGAAUUUAAAGAAUCUGACAGCUUUAGAACAAUUUAAAAUUAGAAGACUGAAAAUGGCUGUUUCCAGGAAAAACUCAACUUUUCCUGAUGUUCAUCCCUCCAUCUUUCUUUUCUUUUUUUUUUGGUCGUCGAAAAAUCCACCGAAUAUGCAGUAUAACAACGAAAUUUCGAUCUAUAGCUGGAUUGCAGACUUUUUUACAAAAAACUAACUAUGUGACAUUGCACACAAGGAAAUACUGUUUUUCAAUUUUGUUCCUCUGAUUCCUUCUUCAUUUCCUUGUCUAAUAAUGAUGUAAUUAUUGCUGAUAAUAGUUUAAUUUUUUUAUUUUCAAGUAAUGUUUCAAAGUGUUCUUCCGUACUAAGUCAAUCAAAUUUAAUUUGUCAGUCAGCCUUUAAAAUAACUCUUUAAGUUUGUCUCAUUGUUUCAAGACAAUUGAAUUUUACGGAGCCCAAAGCCUUAUCCUAGUCAUAAGUUAAUUGAUAAUUAUUCAAAAAAUCCCCCUCCCCCCCUCCUACCUCUUUUGAAAAGAAACAAUACCAUGUUUGGAUUGUUAUUUUACAUAUACCUAUGCAUGUAUUUAUCUUGGUGAUUGAGAGCAGUGAAAUUUCAUGAUUAGAUCUGUCUACAAAAAUUAUCCAUUGUUAGUCCUGAAACAAAAGGUAAACCAUUCACCUAUUACAUUCAUCAUUUUUUUUUUUCAUUUUUUCUAUUUCAUUAAAAUGGAAAACCAAAGUACUUUGUCAUGAGCUUAUCAUGAGUUUCUAUUAGAACUUAUUUUUUUUUAGAGAAGGAUCAUUCCUCAAAUUAAAGGUAUUUUCACUUGCCCUGUAUUUAAAGAGUCACAUCUUGGCAUUUUCUAAAUUAUUAUGUUUAAAUUUUAGAAUUGCUUGAAGCGACCGUUUAACGUUCAAAAACUUAGACUGGCACCCUGAAUGAAUGCAUUUAGUAUCAAGAACUCAAAAAAAAAUUGUGUACCUUACAACAUAUCAAAACACUGUUUAAGUUAUUCUUGGAACCUUAUACAUUUAGAAACAACACCUCCUCACAUCAAAGAAGUUCAGGCUUUGUAGAAAAUUUUCAAAAAAAUUGUAUUAAUUAUCUCUUUUUACCGGUCAACGUUACCAAAUACUCAUGUAAAGCCACUGACUUAUUUUUUUUUGGAGGAAAGGCAAAUGAUCUUGUUGAAACUUGAAAGAGUUCUCUUUCAAAUUAUUUUAAGCUCCCUAACAAUCAUAUAGGACAAUCCAUGUCAUGUGUUUUAUGCGUGCAUUCAGCUUCGCUGACCUAGUCAACUUUUAAUCAUCAUAAUUUGGGCACCUUUCCCAGAUUUGAUCCUUGCCUUUGAUGUUUCCAAUAGCCUGCCAUGGUCAUAGGACUGUGAUUUUAACCGAUUUCUUCAUUGUUUGAAUCCAUCUUAAGAGAUGCUGAUCUUUGAAACUAAUUCAAGAAUGAGUCUAUGGCGAAAUUGAGCUGGUAAGAGGUCAAACUCAGUCACUUAAAUUUUGUGCUCUAUCAUUUUUUAAUUGCAUCUGUUGAAGGUAGAAAACUUCUUAAGGUAGAUCUUCAACUUUUGCGCAAUGUAUUCCAGGUACAAUUGAUAUAUUUCUAAUUUAAAUCUUUAAAUGAGUUAUUUUGGGAAAAUCUAAAUUUCAGUCUGUAGAUCAAUCAUUGAGGAAUUUUUGUGCAGAAAAUCAUCUUCCAAAGUCUUUAAACAAAUUCAAAGCUCUGUUUCCAAGUUACCAUCGGUAUCAAUACCUUGAAAUUGGUCGCAAAAUGAUUACAGUAUUUUUCACUUUAUUUCAAGAUUUUGGAAGAAGAUUUUCUGCAUGAGCAUUCCUUAAUGAUUAGUCUAUAGACCGAAAUUUCGAUUUUCCAUAAACACUCAACCAAAUGGUUAAAAUUUGAAAUAUAUCGAGUGUACCCAGGAUGCAUUGUGCAAAAGCUGAAGAUCCAUCAUGACACCUACUCAAGUUCUAAAAUGUUCCACUGGGAAAAGGUUCUAAAAAAUGUGACCAGAAAGUCUCCUUGAAAUUUUUGAAUGGUGAUUUUGGAGUUUUCCAAAAUUUCGGUCCUCAAAUUAGUUAUUAAAAUGUUUAGAAUUUACAUUUUCCCUUUACUAACACUGACUUUUGACUCAAGCAGUAGUUGAAUUGAAAAUGUAGCAAAUCGGAUUUGGUUGGUUUUCAUCACUUGUUUUUGCCAUUGAUACACUUUAAGUCCUAAGUUCAGCCCUAUCAUGGAGAUUAAAAAAGUCUGCACUUCCUUAAAUAAGGAAUUAUUCUUAAUGAUUAUCAGUCAAUCAUCAUUAGCCUGUAGCUUGAACCAACUUCAAUCAUUUUGUAUCAGCUUAAAUUGUUGGAACAGACAAUCGCACAUUUUACUACACCUUUUUGAUUUAGAAACUUUACUUUAUCCUGUUAAAUUUUAGAUUUUCUGUAGGAUAAUACCUACAUUUUUUUUUUAAAAGUUACGAACAUGUCUCGAGUCUUACAUUUAUGCUCCCUAUGUGCUCGGUAUGAGCUCUCCUAAUUGAAGCUCUAAUACCUAGUUGCAAUGAAAUAAUAGGUUAGACACACAUUUGUCAGAUGGUAUGCCUACUAUGACCUUAAAAAUGAAUCUUGCAAUAUUUUAUUUUAGAUGUAGAAUGUUUUGUGUUUUGUGUAAUGACAAGGGUUGGCCAUUUUAUCUGGCAAAUUAACUCCAGACAAUAGUGCUAUCCGGGUUGGUUGGAGUGAGUUAAUGUCAGAAUUAAUAUUAUUAUUACUCUUUUUUUUUCUCAAAAUUAUGCCGCUGACUUGUGUGAAAACCUUUCCUGUUCAUUGGUUUUUUACAGAAUUUAAAUUUGAAGUUUUUUCGUCUUACUCAUGAUAACUGCUACCAACUGACCAAAGUUUCAACAUUAUGAAGCUUUGAAAAUGAUCCAUCGACUUGCAGUAAGUCACCGAAAUAAAUUCUAAAGCAAUUUAUUGAGCAUUAUACAUUUUCGCACAAAAUGAUACAUUUGCAAAAAAAAUUACAAGCUUGAUGCACCCAACUCCCAAAAUUUGCAAUCAAAUCAUUUUGCAACAUUCUGCAGGGAAAGAGGGAAACAGAACUUUGUUCGGGAGGUUAUUCUUUUAGGACAGCAAAGUGGGUUAAAGUUGUGUUAUUUUCGUUUUUGAUGGAAAACUCUCUUCUGUAUCUCUCUGUAUCUACAAAUUAAGAGCUGAGUAGCUUAUAUUCCUGUUCACAAAUGCAUUUUAAUUGGACUCAAGACUCAGCUGAUUUUGAAAUUUGGUUUGAUAAAAUUUAUAUGUUACUUCAAGAAAAUUCAGUUUUCAAACUUGAAAUCAUUGUAACUCGGCCUUUUACAUCUUGGAAAUUUUGUACUAAACUUGACCGAAGAGUAGUCUUAAUCCAGUGAUUUUAAAAUUUUUGUGUGGAUUACUAAAAAUGAAAGUUUAUUUUCUCAUGUUAAGUCAUGAUUUGUCUGAAAAAAAAGUCUUCUCAAAGACAGAUAUCUUAGAGACACUGCUCUUUAACCUCUCGCGACUAUGUUUAACCAUCAUGUAGAAAUUGGCCUCCUUUUUUUUCUCUCUUCUUUUAUUAUUGACAGUAUUUAUUUUUAAAUACAUGUAUUGGGAUGGACGGAGUGGUACAAAUGUCUCUCCGUAACUAUUAAAUGUUCACAAAAUGUUCAUCUUUACUUGCUAACAAUUAUCCUCUGAUAAUAGAUCUGGAUAAAGUAACCAGAAGUUUCCUCAAUGCUCCCGAUACAUGUUGUUUCACAAGCAAUAAUAUUGCAUAUUAUUGUUAUCAUGUGGAUCUGUUCAUUUUAAGUGUCAGGUUUAUAAUGUCAGCUAGUUCAUCUCAUCUAUCAAAAUAUUUCUCAAAAAUGUUUUUCUUUACCUUACUUUUAUAGUUUUAUAGAGAAAGAUUCUCUCAUAACAUGCAAAAAAAACCGAAAAAACCAAUGCCUCAAAAUUUAAAAAAAUCAAACGUAUCUAACUAUCCCCUUGAGCUCCAUAGGUAUUGACACACAAAACAAGGUACAUUCAAUUUAUUUUUAUUAGCUGAUCCUCUAAAUUUGAAUCUAGUCUUGCAAAUGCAAAAUGAAAAUCAAACUAAGAAGUUAAAGUAUCACAGGAUCUUGGGGGCGUACUCUGUCACUCUCUGAUCGCUAUGGUAAUGAGUCUAAUCCACGAAGAACAAUCUAUUGCUUGUACGAUCAAGGCAUACACUGUGCCUACCUAGAAUUAGAGUGACUUUUGUUUAAUUUUUACUUUCAUUAUAGUUAAGAGCUGUACAUAAGUAUAUGUUUUUUAUAUUUAUCAGUCUCUUUGAUUUCUCAUUAUUCGUGUAUUAUAAAUUUCUGUAAAAUUUGGUUUUCUAUCUAGUAUUCUCUUUUUCACUAUCAGUAUUUUGAUUUUAUUUGUGUGACCUUGUAUUUUCUUUUUUCAUUAUUUUUCCACGUCAUCUUCAGUUUUUUUCCUGGAUAUUUCCUCACAGUCUCUGUUCAUUAGAUUAUAUUUUUUAAACAUAAGUUAACGUAAACUCAGUUUGUAAUAUCAUUGUUUUUUUUUUCUUAUUUUAAAGUGACAAGUGUAGUUUUUGAUCAUGUAUUCUUUUUGUCUUCCUUGCUGCGUGGUGCAUUUCUUAAUAUCUUGUUGACUCUACCAACUGUAUUCCAAUCCUGAAUGUUCUAUUUCAUUGAGCUGAAGUUAAAAAAUCCUCAUUUAAAAUGAUAAUUUUGAAAAUGCUCAACAGCAGAGUCAAAAAAGGAAAUUUUGAAUUCAGUUUUUUCCUAAAUCGUCUCUUGGAGUCAACCAAAAGAACUUGAAUUAUACAAAAAAAUAAUGUACUUUCACACACGUUUGAAAUUAGCCAGUACGGUGAGAAACCUCGUCUGUUUUAUGGAUGAAAAUACAAAAGAUAUCACACUUGAACCUGAGAUUAAGUCUUGCAUUGUUUUUCAUUUUUUUUUAUUCUUUUGUGCAACUUGCUGAUUGCACAGUUGUAUGGCUGUAAUAGAAAAUAAUAUUUUAUCAUUUUGCUGUUUAAGCAACAUAAAAAUUAUUUUUUGUUCCGGGUCAAAAUUAUGACUCCGCGGUUCGAUCUUUGUAAUUGUUAAAUUUGCCAAAAUGUAGAUCUAAGAACACAAAUGAAAGUAACAGUUUAAGAUAAAUGUCAUUAUUUUAAUUUUUAAUCGACUUUUAUCAACUCAAAAUUAAGUUUGAAAUUUGAAAUUGAUGCAUAUCAGCAUUUUUGCCAGUGUAUUAAAACGUAUGGCAUGACCUGUAAUUUUGAAACUGUGUAACGAAAUGAGGAGUAAAUUAAUUAAUCCACCUUAUUUUUUGAAGGGUCACAUUUUCAAUAGCUUUUAUCGGCAGUUGAAUUAACACUGGUUCAAGCACUAAAUAUGUUACGUUCUCUGCUGCCUCUGAAGGUGGAAAAUUUGUACAAUUUUUUAACUGGAAAAAAGGGGGAAUCCCCCUCCAUAGGUUAGACUUAAUUUCCUUGAUGUCAUACAUUUGUUGAUUUUUUUUAUUUUCUUUAUUGUUACAUUUGUUGUGCUGUAAGAAAAUGUUGGUACUUCAUCUCCUCGAAGGUCACACCAAAAUUCAAAACUUAGAUUUAUGUGCUCCUAAUGGAAAAGCCAUAACUAUAGCCUAAAAAGCACCAGGUGAGUCAGAGGCUAUGUGGAAAUGCUGCCAUAAAUAUAAAGCAGAGAGCACCAUAUAAAUACCUCCAUGUCAAAUAUAGACAGCUGGAUUGUAUUAUAGUUCAUUUUCCCAAUUUUCAUCUCAGACUGAUCAUAAUUUAUAAGUAUUGGAUUUUCAGGGUUCAUUCUACUUGUUACAGCCUAUUCUUUUUGGUAAUAUUAAAAUGCCUCUGGGGUGAGUCACUCGAGUAGUUGGAUCGUAACAGGAUUUCUGUGUACGUUAAAAAAUAAUAGCCAAAGAGAAAAACUUGCCCUAGUUUUUGCACAAUUUUUGGUUGACGAUCCUGACAAUUUAAAUAAUAACUCGGCUGAAAGUUUUCGUCAAGAAAGCAGAGGUCAUUAAAUGUAGAAAAGGCAGAAUAGGACUUCUUCUUGUACAAGAGCUCGCACAUCAUAUUUCCACUGAGACUAUGAAAAGAAGAACAGGCCAGAUAUUCACUCUGUUCGAGUCUUAAUAAACACUUUCAGAAUUCGAGCACAUAAUAUGGAAGAUUAUCCAUUUUUGCCAACAAAUUAAAGUUUUAAUAAUUUGACUCAAAAUUUGGCACAUUCAAUUUUCCUUAUCUUGAAGUACAAGAAGGACACCUGCAAAUAUCAAUCACUUGAAAGAGAAAUUGAUCAGCUUCAUCUCAUCAAUAGCCUACAUGGGAAGGCUGUUGCUGUUAUGUGAAGUAUGUCUUUAUUAAAUUAGGUAAAAAAAGAGGUGAUGUAAAAAAUAUGUAGGACUUGCUUGCACCUUCCAGUUCUCAAUCUGCGAAGAUGUAUGAACAUCCUGCCCCUAUAAUCCUGGGCCGAGGUGUUCUGUCGCACUAGAGGAUUGAGAACCAAAUGGCUCAGUUAAGUCACAUAGCAUGAUUUUAUAAUGUACAAACUUGAUCGGUAGAAGGAAAACUCAAUGCACGAAAUUUGUUCUGCAGAUUCCUUUCGAUAAGCCUGAAGUAUUCAAUAUUUUUUCAUGGAAAGAUUAGCAAUUUGUAAAAACUAGAUUUUGUUCUUUCAAUGUGCUCUCUGUUUUUGGAAAUCUGAUAUUUUUCUCGUGCAAGUUUCAGUAUUUUUGAUGUGCAUUUACGUAUUAACGAUGCUUGUAGAUUAUUAAACAUAUUAAUGAGUUAGAGAGUACGACUAUUUCAUGACGUCAUAGGUUUUUGAACUGUAAUAAAAAGUAGAAAAAGAUUUUUACGAGCUUGGUUUGGAAAGAUUUGUAGUUAUCAGAUUUUUAAAUUUGUUGGUGAAUUUUAUAUGUAUAGUCUAGUUUUUGAACAUAUUUAUUGUUUGUCAUUAGAGAUUAAGUGAAUGUUAAUGCAACAUAUCUGUUAAUUUUUUAAUUCAUUUGGAAAUUUAUUUAUUAUAUUGCACGAAGUUGUCAUCGCAAAAAGAAUUAAAGUUUAAAUUUUGUUCGAAAAUGAUUUACUCAUUGUUAUUUAUUAAAGUUAAACAUGAAGUUCCUCCCCAUUUUUCUAUUUCCUACUCAUAAGUGUGUAAAACUUUGUUUUGCUUACUUCCAGACAAAUCUUCAAUAGUAGGAAUUUACGGCUGUUUUCAAGUUACAUUGUUUUUUUUUCUUCUCUUUUUUUUGUGAAUUACAAUCAUCAAAUUAAAAAGUUUGUCGAUGUAAA